Nothobranchius furzeri (turquoise killifish) is the source of this 1049-nucleotide messenger RNA. RefSeq names its product programmed cell death 5 (gene pdcd5). The record is from RefSeq and is a predicted model, not a curated record. Gene Ontology annotation, molecular function: DNA binding. Gene Ontology annotation, cellular component: nucleus; cytosol. Lineage: Eukaryota; Metazoa; Chordata; Actinopteri; Cyprinodontiformes; Nothobranchiidae.
UUUCUUUCGUUGUUGAUUACUUUUGCCUGUGCUAUUAGAGGCCUUGUCUCUGCUUGAACUCCAGUGUGUUCCAGAACGGUUUUCUAGCGAGAUUUACAUCCACGUUACUGUAAAAAACAAUGGCAGACGAAGAACUGGAAGCGAUAAGGCGGCAAAGAAUGGCGGAACUACAGGCAAAGCAGGGGGAUGCUUCAAAUAACCAACAAGGAGAGGAAGCCAAACAAAGAGAAACAGAAAUGAGGAACUCAAUAUUGGCACAAGUCCUAGACCAGUCAGCACGUGCAAGGUUGAGCAAUCUUGCAUUAGUGAAACCAGACAAGGCCAAAGCAGUUGAAAACUAUCUUAUUCAGAUGGCUCGUUUUGGACAGUUGGGAGGAAAGAUUUCAGAGUCGGGCUUAAUCGAGAUCCUAGAAAAAGUCAGUCAUCAAACGGAGAAGAAGACCACUGUUACAUUCAACAGACGGAGGGUGAUGGAUUCAGAUGAUGAAGAUGAUUUCUAACUUCAAACAGAAACCCUGGAAUGAGCCAAAAGUUCAGGUUUUGCGUGCUGGACUCUGACUUGCGUUUUCUUAUGAAAUUCCUGGGAUGCCACAUUAACUUCUACAUCAUGUUUGGAAUGAACACACCAAGACAGAAGAACAAGGACAUUUGCUUAAUAUGUUGGUGUCUGGUGGUUUUUAGAAAGCACACAGUGUACAAGAAGGUUUGCAAUUUGGAUUUUUUUUUCUUCAAGCUACUGCAGAUCUUUGCGACUUGUGUUGUACCAAUGAUAACUGCUGACACUGUGUGACUCCUCCAGUCCUUUCAUGUUACUUUCCUUUUGUCAAUACGGUUGUAGUUAGUUUUUCAAACAUGAAAAAUGUAACACAAAAUGCAAAACAUACUGCUGCAGAUUAAUUUUAUCUAGAAUAUUCUGCAAAUUCAACCCGUGUUUUUUUACAGAGCCAUUGCAACAGUAGCACUCAUUAAGUUCUUAGUAAUGUUCUUGUUGCUGACAUAUAUUUGCAAAGUUUACAUAAAAAUUUAAAUAAAAAGCCUUAAACUCAAAA